AUGCGCCUGUUGGCUGUACUACAGUACUCUACUGUUAUGCGUAGACCUGUAGGCUGCGUCUGUGGCGGAGAGGAGCGAGCCAGGGCGAAUGCGCAAUUCGGCGUUUUGCAAUGGAUUGCGGGCAGCGGGAAGGUGCGUGAGAUGUAUAGAAUAGAGUCUAGCAGCGAAGCCCUGCAGCGAAGCCGAGCGGGCCCCCAAGCAUGCAUGGUACUGACUGUGGCACCGUGGCACUGUGGUACUGUGUUGCCACUGGGUAAGAAGCCCAUCAAGGAAGAGCCACAACAGGCCAUCAAGGAAGAGCCACAACAGGCCAUCAGGGAAGAGCCACAACAGGCCAUCAAGGAAGAGCCACAACAGACCCACUACGUGGGACUCGCGGAAGCAUACCGAGAAGAAACAGCCGUUGCAGGCUGGGACAGAACCAUUAUCCAUCAUCUUGUUGGAACAUGGAAGCGUGAAGACCCUUGGGGCCUGCAAGUGGAAACCGGCACUGAGGCAGUCCGUGAGGCUCCAUCGUGCCACCACGCUCGGACACAAAGACAAGUCCCUACUGUCUACCUGACUCUUUCUCUCUCCCUCAAUGGUAGCAGCUAUACAGGUGAUGGUGGCCUCUUGCCAAACGGCACACUCUCUACCCGCGAUGGGUGGGAUAGGCAUUGCGCCAUCCAGGAUGCUGGUAUUGUGUGGUGUGGGUUUUGUGACUUGAAUCUUGCGGGCUGCAGAAGCGGGCUGGUCUUGGUCGCUGGCACAUUGCAUGCCUCAAUGGCCCCUUCACCCCCGCCUAGCGCCAAGGCUCAGCCAUCCAAUCACAACUGCGCUACACCACAUCCAUGCAAGUGA
Molecule: messenger RNA, 840 nt
Organism: Plenodomus lingam JN3
Lineage: Eukaryota; Fungi; Ascomycota; Dothideomycetes; Pleosporales; Leptosphaeriaceae
Source: RefSeq, a predicted model, not a curated record